This is a messenger RNA of Cetraspora pellucida, 373 nucleotides long. The record is from the annotation of a GenBank genome assembly. Lineage: Eukaryota; Fungi; Glomeromycota; Glomeromycetes; Diversisporales; Gigasporaceae.
GGCAAGAGCCCUUACUCCUCAAAAAAGAAAGCUUAGCUUGUUAAAUAUAGGCAAGCCACAACAAAAGAAAGCUAAGUUAUCAAAGACAACUAACAGUGCCAAAGUGAACCAAGAUAUGAACAUCCAGACAAGUUGUCCUACUGACAACACUUCUUUUAACUGGGCCAACAUUACAGAAAAAGAACUACAAGGCAGUGAAAUAUGGGAAGAUAUUCUCUCUGAACAAACAAAAGCUUGCAUCAUAACAACUGAAGAAACAAACAACACACGUCAAAACAACAAUGAUACAGCUGACAAACACAUGUCUAACCAAAACAGUCAAUCAGGAGACAACAAUCAGGCAGCUCUAGUACAACCAGUACUAUUGACCUAG